Messenger RNA from Fusarium sp. VM40, 1761 nucleotides. The record is from the annotation of a GenBank genome assembly. NCBI's taxonomy places the organism in Eukaryota, Fungi, Ascomycota, Sordariomycetes, Hypocreales, Nectriaceae.
AUGACAGCCAAAUCGGCAAAGGCAACUAGUAGGAACUGGUUGAUGGAAGGGUUAUCGGUAUUGGCCAGCUGUCUGAUUACGGUCGGCCUGUACGUACUCCUCGCACGAUUUGAUGACCACGAAGCUCCCCAUUUUGGUGCCGUAUCGGAAUGGGGUAUUACCCUCAAUACUAUUGUGGCUAUUAUGGUUAAUAUAGCAGUCGCUGCUAGCAUUUCGGUCGUCGUAGAAUGCAUUAGCCAGCUCAAGUGGCUUUGGUUCUCAGAGCAGCCUAGGUCCUUAGCUGAAAUCCAAGUCUUUGAUGAAGCAAGUAGGGGAUUAUUUGGCAGCUUAAAGCUGAUAUGGGGAAUCCGUCACCGAUCUAUUGCCACCACAGGUGCCUUUCUCGUGGUGGUUCAGCUGGCUGUGGCGCCACUUACCCAACAGUCACUUCAUUACGAGUCGCGAAGCGUAGCAGCUGAAGGUAUCAACGGUACCCUUCCUUAUGUGGAAAAAUACAUCGAAAUGGGCCAGCAACCUAUCCUCGCAGGCAUCACUCCGAGCGGGUAUGAUUCAUUGGGUACAGGUAUGAAGUCGGCGAUAAUAUCGGGAAUCUUUAUGGACACCGAUAUCGUCCUCAACGAUACAGAACCGUCGUGCCCUAGUGGCAAUUGCACCUUCAGCGACUGGUCAGCCUUGACCGUUUGUACAGGUUUCGCGAACGUUACCUCAUAUCUUGAUGACCGAUCUGAUCGCAAGAAAAAGGACCGUGUCCACCUUGAAUACUGCAUCGCAGAUGACAUCUGCAUUACAAGCAACUAUGAGGACUAUCAAGUCAAAGUGAAUAUAACAUCCGCUGCACGUGGUGAGCAGUUUGAUGGACCACUUGGAUCCGAUGUUCGAGACCGAACUGGUUACAAUUACACGUCCAUGGCUUUCAAAGAUCGCCCGAGCCCUAUUGCAGACUUCUACGUGCUCUACCAAAACCUGACCACUGAUCAGUACAUGGCUAUCGAGAUCGUUUUGGAAUGGUGCGUCCAAAGGUUCUCAACAAAAGUUGUCAAUGGAAUUGCCACCACCGUCCGACUCGACGAAUCGAGGAAUUUCACAGAAUCGGGCUAUGAACGUGUCAUUAACGAAGUCGACGGAGAACAGUUUGAGGUCGAUAUCCUCACCCAUUUGUCACUGCAGCGCCAUCUCGCCAAGUACUUGUCUGGUAUGCUUUUUUAUCAAGGUGGCGACCAAGCAGAUACCGAUGUUGCCAUAUCCUUUUCUGGGGCUCUGGGGUCAUUAAGCUGGCAAACCGCUACACGUGUCCCCAGGGGCUUCCCUAGGCUAGGUGCUCUUCUGAACAACACGGCGACUAGUAUGACCAAUUUCCUACAUCAAAAGACACUCCGGAGAAAAAACGGCAUAGUUUAUGUACAGAAAGUUUACGUCCGCAUCUCAUGGGGAUGGCUAGCUGCUCCGAUUAUAUUCGUUGUCUUUGCCCUAUUAUUCUUCAUCGCAACGCUGGUUUACGGACGCGUUCGCAAAAUGCGAGGUGUACCGGCUUGGAAAUCUAGUCUGUUAGCAGCAUUACAGACUCCCGAUGCCGAUUUACAUCAGCUCCUAGGCUCUAAGGCGUCAAAGGUUCCCGUGUUCUCGCAAAUACAAAAGCUCAAAGUUCAGCUUAUUAAAGCUGAUGGUCGCUGGAGUCUCACAGAGUCUGUUCCUCACAGAAAAAUGAGCGAUCAGACACCACUGCAACAAGAAGACGACAGCAUGCCGUUAUCAAGCUUAUAG